This is a messenger RNA of Bactrocera dorsalis (oriental fruit fly), 932 nucleotides long. RefSeq lists its product as uncharacterized. Lineage: Eukaryota; Metazoa; Arthropoda; Insecta; Diptera; Tephritidae. The coding region runs from base 26 to 472 and encodes 148 amino acids. The record is from RefSeq and is a predicted model, not a curated record. The transcript is spliced from 2 exons.
GGUUCCCGAACGCCUCAAAGAGUUCAUGCACGAUCAACAUAAUCAGAGAAGACUAACAAUGAAUGCAUUUAUGAUGGAAACUGAAGAGCAAGGAGCAACGUCUAUGUCAUCAAUGCCAACAUACCAAGAUCCCGAUGAUUCAACAAACCCACCGCCACCGGUUCAAGAAGAUAUGGAUAGAAGCACAAGUUCACAAUACACAGAGAGAUACGAUUGUUUUAACUUUGCCUUGGUAUGUGACAGAUUUGGUGUGCCUGACAGAUUAGCAUCAGCAUUGGGAACCGCUCUUUUGCAAGAUUUUAAAAUUAAAGAUAAGCAUGGGAAACCUCUCAUCAUGGAUAAAUCGAAAGUUCGCAGAGAAAAAGAGAAAUGCAGACAAGAAGUGCUUCGUAAACGGUUAGAUGAUACCAAUUUGUUAGCGUUUUCAUUCGGUGGCUCACCAAGGCCGCUAGAUUAUUGCGAUUAUAUGUGACAACGGAAAAUCCAGAUGCAAAUUUAAGAAUUAUGGUUGAAUUUAUAAUUAAAUGUUAUGUGCCAAUGUACUUCAAUAUCAAGUAUUACAGCUCUGUCGUGUACGGCUGUGCAUUAUUUUCAAGUUCAUUGGUUGGUCACGAUUUCUAGAACCUCGUUUACGCAAAAUUGUCAAUCAAUUAAUUAAAGAUAAUUCAUAUUAUGCGCAUUCGGAAAAUAUCUUGUUAUCAAUGUUGUUUGAUGCUAGGAAAGAAAAGCGCGACUGUGGCAUCAAGAAAAUUCUACGCUAUCGAACCGAUGUUGACGAGCCAAUGGAACUUAGAAUUUAUAAAAAACCAGAUAUAAACUUUAAUUGCACAAGUUAUACGGAAAUGAUCAAUUUGAAUGAUAUAAAUAUCGUAUUUGAACCACCAUUCACGCGAAGCAUUCCGUAGGAUACAUUGAACGAAUAUUUAAAUCAA